ACUUUCGGAGAAGGUCAAAGAGCAGCUGGCUGAGGCUGAGCUUCGGAAGCUGAGGCAGCAGUUCAGGAAGAUGGUGGAAAGUCGGAAGUCCUUUAACUUCCGCUCCCAGCAGAAGAUCUCCAACCAGCACAAGGAAAUCAAGGCCCUGCAGGGAGAGCAGGAAGAGAUCACUCUGCUUUUGGGUCUCAUCAAGUCCUCGAAGAACUUGGAUCUGAAUGAGAAGAACUACAUGGAGCUGUGUUUCCUGCUGCAGACCAAGGACGACUAUGAGGCCCUGAUUAAGUCAAUGAAAGUGCUGUUGGCAGAACUGGAUGAGAAGAUUGUUCAGAUGGAAAAAAAAAUUAUAAACCAAAAACAGAUCUUCACAAAGAUACAGGAAGCCAAUGACCCCCGGAAACUGCAGAAGCAGAUCCACGUUCUGGAAGCCCGUUUGAAUCUCGUCACCGUGCACUUCGACAAGAUGCUGACCACCAAUGCUAAGCUCCGGAAGGAGAUUGAGGACCUGCGGUACGAGAAGGCUGCUUACGACAAUGCGUACCAACAGCUCCAGCGCCGCUUGUUGAUGCAGAAGAAAACCAUGAAUGUGGCCAUUGAGCAGUCUGCCCAGGCCUAUGAGCAGAGGCUGGAAGCCACGGCUCGCAUGGCUGCCAUGAAGGACCGCCAGCAGAAGGACAUUUCUCAGUACAACCAGGAGAUCCGAGAGCUGGAGCGUGUCUAUGCCCACGAGACCAAGCUCAAGUCCUUCUUGCUUAUCAAACUGAAUGACCGUCUGGAGUUCGAGGAGCAGGCCAAAAAGGAAGAAGCUCUCAAGGCAAAGAAGCACAGGAAGAAGGGCAAGGGUGAGAGUUUCGAGAGCUAUGAGGUGGCCCACCUCCGGCUGCUGAAGCUGACCAAGGAUGGGAACCUGAAUCAGCUCAUCGAGGACUUUCUGGCCAAGGAGGAGAAGAACUUCGCUCGGUUCACGUAUGUCACAGAGCUCAACAAUGACAUGGAGACAAUGCACAAGAAGACCCAGAAAAUCCAGGAUGAGAUCAUCUUCUUGCGAUCCCAGCAGAACUCAUCCCAUGAUGACAACCACUCUGUCCUGAGAGAGAUGGAGGAGAAACUGAAGAAGACCACAGAGGAGGCAGAUAGGUAUGAGAACAGCUACAAGGAAAUCAGCAAGACCUUGGAGUAUCUCAAGAACUCAGUGAAGAAUCUGUUUAAAAAGAUUAAUUGUGAUGCCACCACAAUCCUGGGGCACUUAGGGGAGACGGGGAAAAUCACGGACAACAACCUUCCACAGUACUUUGCCAUCAUUGAGAAGAAGACCAAUGACCUGCUGCUGCUAGAGUCCUACAAGCGGAUCCUGGAGAUGGAAGGGGCAGAGACUGAGGUCCAGCCGCCAUUUGUCAACCCUUUCUGGGGUGGCUCUGCCCUCCUCAAGCCUGCAGAACCCAUCAAGGUCGUCCCCCCAGUGUUCGGGGCUGACCCCUUCGGCGACAAGUUGGAUGAAGUGGAGCAGGCCCUGGACCACAGCAGCCUUCGGCAGCUGGUGCUCAGCAACUAUACCGCGAGAGAGUUUCGAAGCAGGGACUUACACUCGGACAGCAUACCGGAGAGGGGGGAUGAUCUGAGGCUCAAGAAGAAGUUAGCGAUCUGAGGCAGAUGGUGCUGCGUUUGUACCUUAACCAGAGAGAAUAAAGGUUUUGUUCCGUAACCCUGGUGCCUCCUCACACUCAUUACAAAGAGACUAGACUAGGGUUCUGGUCGCCACCCUGGGAUGGGAUAGAGAAAUUAGGACAGAAGAGCUGAGACAGGAAGCAAGAGUUGUAGGAGGUCACCAUGGUUCCUGAAACACCCCCACCCCCGCCCCGAGAUUGUGACCAGAACAAACCACUAGUACUUCUGAAAUUAGAAAUUAACUUCUUAUAGUUAACGGAUGUGAUUUUUUGCUGAGUGAGCCAUAUUCUUAGAAUGAAUGUGAGGCCUCUUCCUCUUCAUUUCUCAUGGGGCCUGUCUAAGCACAUCUAAGGGAGAAAUAUGCCAAUGACAUCCUAAAGGAGAGGAGGUCAUGGAAGCUAGGCUCUGCAGAUGCUUGAGCUCUUUGAAGAAAAGGGCUUUGGUCCUCUAGUUAACAUUCCAAUAAAUUGUGGACCUUCAUAGAAAUAGUCCUGAGUGGCUGUGAAGGUCUAUUUCAAAUAAGAGUUAUUAAAAUUCAGUAAUAAUGGCAGCAGGGACAUUACUCGCUCAUACUCUGCCUUCAAGGGAACUAG
Molecule: messenger RNA, 2255 nt
Organism: Mirounga angustirostris (Northern elephant seal)
Lineage: Eukaryota; Metazoa; Chordata; Mammalia; Carnivora; Phocidae
Gene: CCDC63
Product: coiled-coil domain containing 63
Exons: 10
Coding region: 71-1642 (523 amino acids)
Biological process (GO): outer dynein arm assembly; cilium movement
Cellular component (GO): axoneme
Source: RefSeq, a predicted model, not a curated record